CAUUUUAGCCUCUGACUGGAUGUUGCAAUGGUUCUGAGGAAGUAGAGUCUCUCUCACAUCAGCAUCUGUCUGUGCUUGCUGCUACCUACACCGAGAGAGACCUGGUGAAGCUCUGGCCCUGGGCAUCCUCAACAAUCUGAAUCCUGAGACUGCUCCUCCUGCCUUCAAACACAUUUCAUAGGUAUCUGGGAGCACAGACAGGGACAGUGGAAGCAGCCUGGAGAAAACCUAAAAUUUUCAACAUUCAAAAACACUGUAGUGGCAGUGGAUGUAGAGAGAACACUGAGUUCACUGAAGAUCUUUGUAAUUGUAAUUGUCACACUAAUUUGUUUUGACUUUCUGGCCCAGCCAAGGAGGGAUCAGUACAUAUCCGGGGUACACGGGGAAGGUACAGGAGAGCCUCCAAGGCCAUUUUGCUUGGCUCUGACUCACCCUGACUCUCCAGUGAAGCAGAAAGGAGAAAACAUCACACCUCCCAGGGGUGGCCAGCCUUUCUUUGACCAUUAUUGCGAAUCUCCAAGAGUUACUGCAGUUCCUUUCCAAAUACACAGUUAGCCUUAGUUGUGGUUCAACUAAGACUUUUUGCUCAAGGGAAGCUGUAGAAGAGGAGACAGUAUGAGGCGGGAAGAGGAGGAAGAGGAGAGAACCAGGACAAAGACAAAAGGGGACUUACAGGUAAAGGAGGAGGAGGAGAUCCACGAGACGGGAGAAUUGGUUGGCCCCUUUGUGAGUGCCAUGUCCACCCCAGUGCCCCACAACAAGGGGACCCGGUUUUCUGAGGCAUGGGAGUAUUUCCACCUGGCUCCUGCUCGUGCCGGGCACCACCCCAACCAAUAUGCCACUUGCCGCCUGUGUGGGAGGCAGGUGAGCCGGGGCCCCGGGGUGAAUGUUGGUACCACCGCCUUGUGGAAGCAUCUGAAGAGCAUGCACAGAGAGGAACUGGAGAAGAGUGGCCACAGUCAGGCAGGGCAGCGCCAGGACCCAAGGACCCAAGGGCCCCAGCUCUCCAUGGGCAUUGAGGGUGACUGGGCCAGGCUCCUAGAGCAGGUAGGGGCCCUGGCUUUAUGGGCCAGCCAAAGAGAGAAGGACCUUCUUAGGAGGGAGAGGGCAGUGGAGUGGCGGGAGCGGGCUGUGGAAAGGAGAGAGCGAGCCGUGGAGGAGGUGGAAAGGGCCAUCCUGGAGAUGAAAUGGAAGGUGAGGGCUGAGAGGGAGGCCUGCCAGGGGGACACAGACCAGCCUGCACCAGCUCAUCCUUUCCAUUUUGUUUAAGUUAGGCUUUGGGAAAUCUAUGAAAAUACUGAGUUUAGACUCAUAGCAAAGAGCCAUUUUAGUCCUAGCUUAAAUAUAUAGCAAAGCAAUUUAGUGGGAUUUUGUUUUUAAGAGAAAGAGUGCAUACUGUGGUUUAAUCUCAGCAGGUCUGAAUUAACCAAAUGCUUUUCUACAGGGUUCCUACUGCUGUGCUAAUCAAAACUUUAAAACACACUAACUGAAUAUAGAUGCCGUUUUGCCACCAUGGGUCUGUGAGUUGUUUGGGGGCAGAAUGUACCAGCCAGUCACGACUGAUGAGUGAAAAGAGUGGGCGUUAUGCCUAGUGUUUGGUUUUGGUAAAGCUGAAGGUUUUGGCAGUUGAAGCUGAUUGGGUAGUGAAUGUACCUGCACAACCAGCUCACUCUAAGAGGCCCCCAAUAUGAGCAGAGCUUAGGCUCCCUGGGACUGAGGUGUUUGCAUGCAAACUGGUGGUGAUUUGAGAACUGGAUACAGGCUUGUCCUGUGGAAUCCAGCGGUGGAAGGACAAAGAAGUUUGAGC
Messenger RNA from Pteronotus mesoamericanus, 1807 nucleotides. It is a transcript of the gene ZBED2, whose product is annotated as zinc finger BED-type containing 2. NCBI's taxonomy places the organism in Eukaryota, Metazoa, Chordata, Mammalia, Chiroptera, Mormoopidae. The transcript has a single exon. Bases 616 to 1269 code for a protein of 217 amino acids. Gene Ontology annotation, molecular function: DNA binding. The record is from RefSeq and is a predicted model, not a curated record.